This is a messenger RNA of Periophthalmus magnuspinnatus, 2275 nucleotides long. RefSeq names its product phosphoribosyl pyrophosphate synthetase-associated protein 2 (gene prpsap2). The transcript is spliced from 11 exons. The record is from RefSeq and is a predicted model, not a curated record. Bases 182 to 1255 code for a protein of 357 amino acids. NCBI's taxonomy places the organism in Eukaryota, Metazoa, Chordata, Actinopteri, Gobiiformes, Gobiidae. Gene Ontology annotation, molecular function: ribose phosphate diphosphokinase activity; magnesium ion binding. Gene Ontology annotation, cellular component: ribose phosphate diphosphokinase complex; cytoplasm. Gene Ontology annotation, biological process: purine nucleotide biosynthetic process; 5-phosphoribose 1-diphosphate biosynthetic process.
AAACGUGGCCCCGCCCAAAGCCUCACUUGGGGAACAGGUUAAGAGCAGGAGGCACAAAUUACAACAGAGCGCUGGUUAAAACGAGACCUGACACAAACUGGAAGGGCUCAGCGCAGCGUGGGUGCCCAGGGAUCCACUGCCUGAGUGUGGGGAGAGCAGCAGCGGCCGACACCCCGCAGACAUGAACCACACCAAGGGAGGCCUGGUCAUCUUCACUGCCAACUCGCACCCAUCGAGCCGCGAGCUGGGAAAAAGGAUAUCUGAGCGGUUAGGGGUGGAACUGGGCAAGGUGCAGGUCUACCAGGAGGCCAACAGAGAGACGCGGGUCCAGAUCCAGGAGUCUGUGCGAGGAAAAGAUGUGUUUGUGAUCCAAACUGUGUCCAAGGAUGUGAACACCACCAUAAUGGAGAUGCUGAUCAUGGUGUAUGCGUGUCGGACGUCCUGUGCCCGCAGCAUCACUGGAGUGCUUCCCUACUUCCCCUACAGCAAGCAGUGCAAGAUGAGGAAGAGGGGCUCCAUCGUGUCCAAGCUCAUCGCCUCCAUGAUGUGUAAAGCAGGCCUGACGCACCUGAUCACCAUGGACCUCCAUCAGAAAGAAAUCCAGGGCUUUUUCAACAUUCCAGUGGACAAUCUGAGAGCAUCACCCUUCCUGCUGCAGUACAUCCAAGAGGAAAUUCCUGACUAUAGAAAUGCAGUGAUAGUGGCCAAAUCCCCAGCUUCUGCCAAAAGGGCUCAGUCUUUUGCUGAGCGUCUGCGUUUGGGCAUUGCUGUGAUCCAUGGUGAAGCACAGGAUGCAGAGUCGGACCAGGUGGAUGGGCGACACUCUCCUCCCACUGUCAAAACCACUGGAGCCAUCCACCCCAGCAUGGAGAUCCCAUUGCUGAUCCCCAAAGAGAAGCCUCCCAUUACUGUGGUAGGGGAUGUAGGAGGACGCAUCGCCAUCAUAGUGGACGAUAUCAUCGAUGAUGUGGACAGUUUUGUGGCUGCAGCAGAGACUUUAAAGGAGCGGGGAGCCUACAAAAUCUACGUCAUGGCCACUCAUGGUCUGCUGUCCUCGGAGGCACCACGCUUCAUCGAGGAGUCUGCUAUAGAUGAGGUGGUGGUAACCAACACGAUCCCCCACGAGCUACAGAAACUCCAGUGUCCAAAGAUUAAGACUGUGGACAUCAGUAUGAUCCUGUCUGAGGCCAUUCGCCGCAUUCAUAAUGGAGAGUCCAUGUCCUACCUGUUCCGCAACAUUGGCGUGGAUGACUAAAACACACACACUUACUCCAGUCCUCUGAAGUCCUCAGAAAUCACCAAACAGCACUGCUCAUGUUGUACUAGCGCCACCUCAUACUAACGCUAAUCCCAGACUCAAACAUGCACUUAGACUGAACAGGUUUAGUCUUAGUUUUGAAAUAAAAGCCAGUGACUGCCCUCUUUGUACUGUUACCUCUGUUACCAUAACUAACAUGUUUGUAACUCAUCUCUUAAUGUAGAAUGUCUUUGUUAAAUAUUGUUACUAUUGUACUGCAGUGUGUCAGUGCCUUGGACAAAAAUAUUCAUAACACGCCUUCAGUUCGUUGUAGCUUGGUCACAUUGAACAUAACAAAGUGUUAUAUUUUAAUUUUGAAGCAAUGGUUUAGUGCUCUGUUAGAGGAUUUUCAACAGUUUUGUUAUAAAUAAAUGUAAGUAUAUGAACACAAGCAAAGAAAGCAGGUUAACCUGUGUUACUGUAAAGAAAACUUAAUAUUACAUACAUAAGCGUUAUGAUAUUUCAAUGUUUUACAUAAUCCAAUCAUUUAAAAUUAUAAACCUAAAAACAAUUGCUUUUCUGAUUCUAGCUUUUUUUUCAGAGAUAACAAACCAAACACAGUGAAUUAUUACAAAGCUACGAAACCUUUAGAUUAAUUUAUACUUUGUGUUUGCCAUAUGUGUGUUUGCCAUAGUGCUUAGCUGCGCAAAUAUUCAAGUAUCCUGUGCUAAAGCUUAACUGGAUUUUCCAUUUUUUUUAAAUGAUUUUAUUUUGUGCCAUCAUUAAUAGGUUUUCAUGGGUCAAAUGUCUCCUAUCCCAUCUUCCUAUCUCUCCUUCCUUAAGAGUUAACCAACUUUGAAGCGCUUGGAGUUUUUUUGAUGAAUUAUUGGUAACUAAUUUAACUAUGUUGGAAGAAUUAGAUUUUUUUGACAAUAUUUGACUGAAGCAGGUCUUUGUCGCUGUAUCAGGUUUCUCAAAUGUUUUGUAUUUAUUUUAAACACUGAAGAUAAAUAAUAAAGACCAAUAAUGCUUAACCUA